This is a messenger RNA of Ambispora gerdemannii, 636 nucleotides long. The record is from the annotation of a GenBank genome assembly. Lineage: Eukaryota; Fungi; Glomeromycota; Glomeromycetes; Archaeosporales; Ambisporaceae.
AUGUCUAAAGAAAAGCUGUUCAACGAGAAAGAAAUCAUUCCCGACGGCGAUUUUAACUUUAUUAUAAAUGAGAAACUUGAUUUUAUUCAAGAGUUGGAAGCCCAUCUCUCGCUUUUAGACAAAUAUUUGGUUGACGACGAGACGGAAAUUUGGCAGGUUGAUGAGAAAUGUCAGAAACUUGUCGACAAAUGUAGAAAUCAAAUGAAAAGGACAAAAAACGAAUCAAUCAAAUGGGUAAAAUUGAUUUCCGACGCUUUAUCCAUUAGUGAGCAGGAACAAAAAAAAAUUGCGUGUAAAGAGGACGAUAAGAUACAACGAAUCCACACCAAAUUGGAUGAAUUGAAAUACUCUAUCAAUAAUCAAUUUGCCCAGCAUGUUCUUGAUACACAAACUCAAACGAUGCAAUUCCCUACUGAAGAUAAUUUCCUUGUGCUGUUUUCUUUCGUGAAAAAUUCAUGUAAUCAAGCAAACAAUAAUAAAGAUGAAAGCGACCCGUCACAGAUUGAAGAUGCCAAAGGAGAUGGUCAAUUAGGGCUUGAUGAAAAAGCAUUUCGCGAAGUAUUGGCCAAUAGAAUUCGCUAUAAUAGAGCAAAAAUCAAAGGGUUGGAGCGAGAAUUAAAGUAUCGCGAAUCAUGA